UCCAAUUUUUCCAGUUCAGUCCCAGAUUUGAUUGAUUGUCAGUUUUAAAGGGAAUGAAUUAUUUCAAUCAUUAUCAUUCUCUAUAAUUGAUCAAGGAUUAUAAGUCAAUUAUUAUAUGGAAGAUCACCUUAAACCAUUCAGCUUCAUAGUGCUUGAGAGAUAACCAACAUCAAUUCAUCACUUCUUUUGGUUUUGUCCUUCUCUUCCCCUUUCUUUCCCUUGCCUUCCCUUCCCCACUGACCUCGUUGCUACAACUACCAUUUCAAAUCAACCUUUAUAUGGGAUUCAAUCAUAUAUAAUCACUAUCAUCAUAUAUCAUAUCACAUAACAUAACAUCCCCAUCACAAUGGUUAGUAUAGCUUCAUCAUCUACUACUCAACAACAUCAGAAAUCAAGUUAUGUUAAAACUAAAAAAGGAUUAUCUUAUGUAUUGGGGGAUUCUAUAAAUACUGAAAAUCAUAUCUUACCCAUCAAUGCCAUUCAAUAUUCUUCCUAUACUAAUGAUGUUUAUACUGCAGGUAGAGAUGGUACUGUCAAAGUAUGGCGAAACAGUCAUAAGAAUAACUCUGUCUCUUCCAAUAAAGAUAGUAUAGAUAUGCCACUUCGAACCACUCAUGAAGUUGAAUUUGAAUUUGAUAAUGAAAAUGAUGACGAUAAUAAUGAUGAUUACCAAGGUAUUGAUGAAAAGAUUCUAAAAUUAGAAACUUCCAUAUCUUCCAACCCAGUUCCAUAUCGAUUAAAAUCAUCUUCAAAAGAUAAUUCCAAUAGUACACUUUCAUUAUCUGAUACGGUCAAUAAAUUCACAAUUCAAGAUAGUUAUAAUAUCUAUUUUGAUUGGAUAAAUGAUUUGAAAUUGGUCAAUAAUGAUCGAGAUUUAGUCUCUUGUUCAUCUGAUUUAUCCAUCAAAUUAAUCAAUUUACCUAAUGAAUCAGAUGGUGUAUCAUUACCUACCACUUCUAGUUUAAUUCAUAAACGUACUCAUAGUAGUAAUAAUGGUAAUGGUACUAGCGGAUCACAUAAUUUAAAUGCAUCAGUUCAUAAAUUCUCAAACACUCAUACCGAUUAUAUCAAGAAAUUAUCUUACUUUAAAGAAUCAAAUCAUUUACUUUCAGGUGGGUUGGAUGGAAAUAUUUAUAUUUGGGAUUUAUUAAACUUGAAACCAAUUCAACAAAUCAGUAAUUCAAGUUUAUCAGAUAGUACAAGUCUUCCAUCUUCCAUCUAUGCAUUGGCUAAUAAUGAAUCGAAUUUAAUCAGUAGUGGUGGUUCAAACAAUACCAUUAAUUUAUUCGAUAGAAGAUCUUCUAAUCCAUAUGUGAGGAAAUUAAUCGGUCAUCAAGAUAAUAUCCGAUGUUUAUUAAUGAAUGAUCACUAUAUAUUAAGUGGAUCAUCUGAUACUAGUAUAAAACUUUGGGAUUUAAGAAAUUUCAAAGUUUAUAAAAAUUUCGAUAUUCAUGAUUUCCCCGUAUGGUCAUUAAUAUCGGAAACUCCUGGUAAUGUUCAUAAAUUCUAUAGUGGUGAUAAAGGAGGUAAUGUCUUAAAGACAGAUAUAUCAUUUUUAAGUAAUUUAGUAUCGGAUGACGAAUUAUUUCAUGGGUAUGAAACUUUCACAGCUAAUGACAAUUCCAUCAUUGAUGAAAAAUUAGGAGUAUCAACAUUAGUAGCUAAAGCCAAUUCACCAAUCUUAGCAUUAUGUCAUGAAUCAAGAGACGAUACUAUAUUUGCUUCCCAUUAUGAAUCCUUGAAUCGAUAUAUUAAUCCUGAUAUAGAUCAAGUUUCAAAAUAUCAAUAUUUAAGAACAUGUUUGGAUUAUUCUAUAAAUCGAGAAAAUCAAAUCAAUGAUGAAAUGGCGUCGGGAUUCGUAGCUGACGAUAAUGUGAAUCAAGGUGGUGGUGGUACAGGUGGUGAUGAUUUAAAUUCUGAUUUUUAUGAUUUAAUCAGUCAUUUAUCAAUGGAUACUUAUACCAAUGAUCUUCAAUCUACAUUUUCACAUUCUCAUUCUCAUCAUAAUCUUUUUGAUGUGGGUACACCUCCCAUGGAUAAAUAUUUGGAUUCAGAUAGUGAAAGUAAUCUAAGUGAUAUGGAUGACGAAUAUACUUCAAUAUUCCUCAAUGUUAAUGGAGGUCCCUCCAAAGAAUUCAUCAAUACUUUCAAAGAAGAAAUCCCCUAUGGAAAUAAUUCAAAUUCAAAUACUAAUCUUCCAAAACUUCAAUAUGUCUCUACGAUAAAUUCCACUGAACCUUGUAUAAAUGAUAAAUUUGUCGAUGAUACCCCCGUUGAAAUACUUUUAAAUCCUAUCCCAGCUGAACAUAUCACAUUAGUCCCAUUCAAUAUCAAACCCUUGAAUGAAAUCAAAAUCACUCCUAAAUCAAUCAUAUCGAAACGAUUCUACAAUAAUAAAAGAGAAAUGUUGGUAUUGUAUCUUAAUGGAGAUAUAAAAAUCUGGGAUGUAUUAAUGUGUAAAGAAGUUCGAAGUUUCCCCAUUGAUCCAAGUUUGAAUUUACUGAUGCUUAAUAGUAAAGAUCUUGAUUUAAGAAUGAAAGAUAUGGAUGCUAUUUUCCAAAAAUUUCAAUCAUCCGAUACGUUGAAUAAUUGGAGUGAUGUUGAAAUCAAAGCUGGGAAAUUAUUGGUCACUAUUAAGGAAUCAUCAUUUAUGAAUGUCGAACUUUAUUAUGAUGAUUUAGUUAAAAGUUAUCCAUUCUUAGCAUUGGAUCAUCCUGAAAGUACGUUUUACAAUUAUAAAUCUCAAGUAAAUGUUAGUAUUGAUGAUAGAUUCUAUGUUGGUUCAAUCUUUUUCAAUUCAAUCUUUUAUCAAUAUGCUUUAUUAGAAUGGGAAUUUGAUAAAUUAGUUCGUGAAGAAAUGAGACAAUUAAAGAAGAAUAAUCGUAAUUUAAAUAAUACUCCAAUAUCAGAUGAACCAAUGGCUGAAACGGCUUCUGUGUCAGGUAGUUUAAGAAGAUUGAAAUUCUUAGGAAGGAAAUCUUCAAAAUCAAAUUUAUCAUCAACAUCUUUACAAGGAAGUCCUGCUCCUUCAACCAAUACCAGUAUUAAUGAAUUCAAUGUUCCGGAAAAUCCUCUUAGUGAAUUUCUUAAUUUCGUGGAAGAUUCCAGACAAAAUUAUGAUAACUCAAUUAUGAAAUUAUUACAAACGAAUAGAAAAGUAUAUUGGGAUAAAUACAAUCAUCCAACUUAUAACACAUCCAAAGGAAAAGCCAUUGAUACAGUAUUACAUGUCGAUGCCAUUGAUCCAGCCUUAACACCAGAAGCAAGCAGCAACAAUAAUGAAAUUGUUUAUAGUCCCAUCAUCAAUGGAUCAAGAUUACCUCCUCAUUUAUUAAUCAUUGUGUUUGAACAUUCACCUGAAUUAGGAAAUUAUCGUGAUUUAUGUAGUUUCCAAUUAAGUGAUUUACAAAAAUUAAAUAUCAAUUCCCCCUUGGUUAAUGAUCUCAGAAUGCAUUUACCUAGAUGGAUAGGUAAUCCAUUAUUAUAUAAUCGUUAUCCUACUAAAGAUAGUCCAAAGAUUGCCUUUCAAUUAUUUGAAUGUGAUUAUGGUACUUUACCUGCUAAUAAGAAAAUUGGAGGUAAAACACAACGGAAAAUCAAGAAAUUACCAGUAUUGGAAAGUUCAAUUAAACUCACUAGUCAUAGUAUGUUAAGAGUUGGUAAGAUAAUAGUAUAUUUAACUGAGAAAUUUGAAUCCAAGACUUCAGAAAUGAAAGAUAAGAAAAUAACUCCUACAGAUUGGCUUGUGUUGGAAUGUAAAGGUCAAGAAUUACCAAUUGAUAUGACUUUACAAACGAUUAAGACCAAGAUAUGGAAGUCAAGUGCUGAUAUUGAAUUAUACUUUAGAAGAAAAUUUGAUGUAUAAAAUAUAAAUAGUUAUUAAUAGAUUUAUUAAAACCAAAGUUAAUUUUGACUUGUAGCUUUUCACGUGAUCAAGUUUUUUUUUAGUGGUUUUUUUUUUUUGAACCUU
Molecule: messenger RNA, 3970 nt
Organism: Scheffersomyces coipomensis
Lineage: Eukaryota; Fungi; Ascomycota; Pichiomycetes; Serinales; Debaryomycetaceae
Exons: 1
Coding region: 347-3865 (1172 amino acids)
Molecular function (GO): protein binding
Source: RefSeq, a predicted model, not a curated record